Ostrinia furnacalis (Asian corn borer) is the source of this 2737-nucleotide messenger RNA. RefSeq names its product ubiquitin carboxyl-terminal hydrolase MINDY-3 homolog. Gene Ontology annotation, biological process: protein K48-linked deubiquitination. Bases 221 to 1579 code for a protein of 452 amino acids. The transcript is spliced from 2 exons. The record is from RefSeq and is a predicted model, not a curated record. Gene Ontology annotation, molecular function: K48-linked deubiquitinase activity; cysteine-type deubiquitinase activity. Lineage: Eukaryota; Metazoa; Arthropoda; Insecta; Lepidoptera; Crambidae.
AAAAUAUGCUGCUAUUUUCCUAAAAAUGGCAGCCUUCAUGUCGUAAGCUUUUCUUUUCUAAACGUAAUAAAAAGUUUUUAUUACCAGUUUACGGACAAUUUAUAAUGCUUUUUGAAGCAAUCCCAAUGGGUAACCUGAUAAACAAAGCAAUAAGAUAACUAUCAGACGUCGAGAGUCAUGCACUUCGUAUUGUAGUGGCACAGACAUCUCUCGGCCGUUCAUGCAAAUGUUGAAAGGAUCCAACGACAUCCUCGACAGUUCGACGCUCUCGGAUCGCAACAUGAGCGCCGGCAGCGCGCGCGUGGAGAGCGAGCUGGCGGGCGCGCGGCGGCUGCUGUGGGGCGCGGGCGUGAAGGAGGACGUGUUCCGGCGCUGGGCGCAGGGCUUCGUGUUCAGCGCCGACGAGCCCAGCGCGCUCAUCCAGCAGGAGGGCGGCCCGUGCGCCGCCAUCGCGCCCGUGCAGGGCUUCCUGCUCAAGAUCCUGCUGUCCGAAACGCCCGGACACAGUUUUCAGGACUUGACUUCGGAGAAAUGCAACUCUCUGCUUGUUAGGGCCGUGUGUACUAUAUUAAGCCAGUGUCUAGCGCCUAAGUACAAUGUGGCCGUGUAUAGGAAGAAUGAAACCGAUGCGGAAUCCAGCAGCGACCACAAUGUCAGUGUAGAAGAACAAUCGUGUGACGCCAUUGAACAGUUCCAUCGAAGGAUUGAGGUGCAUCCGUUCCAAACGUUAUCUGAAGUGGAAGCGUUCUAUACAAGAAAUAUUCGUAUUUUGAAAGACAAAUAUGGUGUGCUGUUACUGCUGUAUAGUGUCAUUCUUAGUAAGGGUGUAGGAACAGUGGAAGCAGAGUUGGCGGAGCUGUCGGACCCUCUCAUUCAUUCCGUUUAUGGCUAUGGAUCUCAGGGACUCAUCAAUUUGAUGCUAACGGGCCGAGCCGUGGCUCACGUGUGGGACCACGACCAAGUCGUCGGGGGACUGAGAUUGCGAGGAAUCGAAAGGCAAAAUGACAUCGGAUUCUUGACCAUAAUGGAACAUAUGCAAUACUGCACGGUGGGCUCAUUUUACAAGAAUCCUAAACAUCCCGUAUGGGUGCUCGCUUCCGAAACACAUCUAACAGUGUUGUUUUCACUCGAACGAAGACUCGCCGCACCCGAGACCGCCGGUGAAUCGGCCGAACGUAUUUUCCGGUCGUUCGAUCCGGAAGGAAACAAUUUCAUACCGUCGGCGGCGUUGCAAGACGUGCUGUGCGCGGCGGACCUGGUGAGUGAGCCCGAGUACGUGGAGCUGAUGCGGCGGAAGCUGGACUCGGAGAACCUGGGCAUCAUCCUGCUGAGCUCGUUCAUGGACGAGUUCUUCCCGGGCUGCGAGCGCGGCGCGCCCGACACGUUCCCGCUGCAGCACUACAACGGGCUGGCGCGCUCCAACCCGGGCGCGCGCGUGCGCUUCCGCGGCGGCCGCGCGGCGCUGCUGGAGUGCCCGCUGCGCGCCGCCAGCGCCGACGCCAUGCUGACGUGCCUGCAGACCAAGUGGCCCAGCAUCGACGUGGUGUGGGACGACGGCCACUCGCCCUCGCUCAAUUAGCGCACGCCCCCGCCUCCCACUGACGACCCUUGACUUUGAACUCGUACUGUGACGCAGUGAGGAAGUAUCGAAACACACAUUGGAUGUCAAAAAUGUGUCGAAAAUUCCAUUACUUUAUUGUAUUAUGUAUAAAUUGUAUCGGAAAACGAGGGCUCCAUGUGGAAGUCUUUGCACUGGUAUGAGCAGCUAUUUUGCAUAAAUCGGUGACCUCUUAGAAGUGAUAUGAUAUCAUUUUGUAUAGGAUUAAUUAGUUUAAAGUCGGGUAAGCUAGUUUAGCUCGGCGGACUACCUGUGCAGAGAGUGAUCUGAUCGAUUAAGCAAUAAGCUUCUUGCGGAUGUGAAAACUGUUAAAUUUAAUGGUAUUUUAUAGCCAACUCCAUUGUUGAAAUUUGUGACACAAAUUAUAUCUAUACCUAAUUGGACUUAAAAAAAAUUAUGUUAAAUGUAUAUAUCGUGUUUCGAUAUGAAUGGUCAUGGUUGCCACUGUCGCCUAACCCACAGCACCAACAUCAUGAACACUGGCCUUGCUAACAUCCACUUAGACGUAGCAGACAUCAAGUAAACAUAGAACUGCUAACUUAUUGUUCGCUGUGCUGUUUCAUAAGAGUGAGAGAUAUUAGUAUGCUCUGCCAAGUAUUAUUAUACGAGGUGAUCAUGUUUAAAUUGUUCUUCAGUUAUUGCAGGCUUUUGCAUUAGUGUACUUACAUGAUUUUACCUCCUUAAGUGCCUCCCCAUUUUCCUUACAAGCUCUCAUAAUUUUUUAAAAGUACCUCUUACUGUACCAGUAAACAGCCAUGCAAUCUCAGGAAAUUUACUUUUGUAUCAUUGUUAAAUCUAAAAAGUGGUAGAACCAACAUUUGUAAUACAGUUUUAUUUUAUAAAAAUUGGAUAGAAGAUAUUUAGAAUAUCAAUUUGUAUGUUGUAAAAAAUGGUUACUUUUGAUUACAAGAGAAAUAUUUUGUCAACAAGUAGUUUGUAUGGUGGGAUCCUAAAGCAAUAUUUGAAUGCAAUGAGACCAUUUGACUUCAUGAAUUUUGUAUCUUUCUUUCUUUCUUUUCAUUACAAUCACCAACAACUGAUUUGGUUCCUGGCACCUCUUUUUGUUUCCUAAUUUUUUAGUAACUUCUUGAUUUCAGAUCCAACAACGAUCCUUUGUGA